AACAAUGGAAGCUAAACCGGGCGAUUGUAUGAGGUCUGUGGCUUACUAACCUUAUAACACUUAAAAUACCUGCAGUUUGAUUUUAGUUUUGGUGAGGAGAGCAUCAGCUGUGCGCGCGUCGUUUAAAGCUUUUGUACACACAGCCGGAUCCUCCGCAUCCCUUCGCGUUGUUUUUGGACCAGGCCCGCCCAUACUCCAGCAUCUCUAGGAAAGCCGCUGAAGGCAGACAAUAACCCCGCUAAACAUCGGAGGCACCUGCUGCCAAGAGGCUGUUCCCAGCAGGUAAGAUGUGGAUGAGAAGAUAAGCUCGGUUCCUCAGCAGUUUCUCCCGACGACCUUCGUGGUGCGGUUGCAACGGACUCAAUGGAUGCUUGAAAAUAGUCUGAUAUCCUUAGUAUUAAGUAACCAGCUCCGCCGGCCGUGAUGAACUUUCCAAGUCACUUCCAGCAUAUUUUCGAGCAGCUCAACCACCAGCGCCUCCACGCUCAGCUGUGUGACUGCGUUGUGGUGGUUGGAGGCCAGACCUUCCAGGCUCACCGCUCCAUCCUGGCAGCAUGCAGCUCUCACUUUAGGGCUCUCCUCAGCUCCAGUGACACCGCUGAUGAGACUGGAGGUGAGGAGGCUGACAGGUGCCGAGGCGGCCCCAAUGUGAUAGAGCUUGAUCCAGAAGUGGUCACCCCAGAGGCCUUCUCCACUCUGCUAGAUAUGAUUUACACCUCCACUCUUUCCCUAGGGGCCUCCAAUGUGAUGGAUGUGUUAUUGGCGGCAUCGCACCUGCACCUCAACACCGUGGUCAAGGCCUGCAAGAUACACCUGUCCAGGAAAAACUUCCCUGCCUCCCCUCCUAAAGGUUGGAGGUCUGUGGAACAACAGCAGCAGCAGCAAAGUCCAUCUUCACAGGCAGCAGGCAGUUCACAGCAAAACGUCACAUCUGCCCUGGAAGAGGACCUUGAUGGAGUGGAGGUGAGUCAGUCUGGUGGGGAUGAAGACUGUGUGGUGAUAGUGGGGCAUAAGAGAAAGCUGGAGGAGGACAGGCUGAGUGACAGGAAGAAAACCUGCAGACUGCCUGGAGAAAACUAUAAGGAGUGUUCGCCUACUGUUACCAGGAGCUGCGUGAGCCACAACAAGAUAGGAGAAGAUCUAUUGUUCCCAGAUUGCCUGAAGAUCACUGAGACACCCUGGGAAAACCAAGGUGAUGAGGAGGAGAAGAAGUACAAAGCACCCAAGGGAGAAUCAGAGGAAAUCCAACUGCCAAGCCAGUCAGACAGCAGCAUAGGAGGCUUGUGGGAGAAGGGUGAAGAUACAGAUGGAGACAAUGUGGUCAAAGUAAAGGUGGGAGAAGAAGAGGGAGACAAGCCACAGAUGGCAGUGAUUGAGGUGAAAAAGGAAAAUCUAAGCUCAUAUUCUACAGAUUUGUUAACCAGUAAUUCUCCUCCGUCUCCGCUGGAAGCCUGCACAGACAAUUUGAAUGCACACCUCAACAACGAAAAGAUGGCAUCGACCAGCCCAGCGGGGUGUGUUGUUAGCUCUUUACAGUCGCAGCUGUGCACAGAUCUUCACACAGAGGAGCAGAAAGAAACUGGAGAUUUAGGUGAGGACUCUGCAGAUGGUGAGGGACUGGACAGCCUGUCAGAGCUGGCCUUUUCCUGCUUCCUCAAUCCCAGCAGUGAAAGCGUCAUGGGAGCUCUGGAAGAUGAUGACAGUCUAGCCAGCCUCACAGCAGCCGCCACAGCCGCUGCUGCCGCCAGCGAAGUUCCUGCAGUCCCUGUAGAUGCAGGUGAACAGAAUCAAAAGUCAGAGCAAGCAAACACAUCUACUAGUCAGUCUUCAGACUCUUCAUCUUCUCUUGUUUUUCCGGUCACCUCUGUCCCCUUGCAGCAGCUUCUCCCAACUCAGAGCCCUGGAUUUAGUGAUACCAUCAUCCUCCAGCCCACCCAGAACUCUCUGGCAGGGUUCUUGAGCAGUGUCAGACCACCGCUCGAUGUGGGAGCCACUGUCGUUCAAACCACGAGAGCUGGAAAAAGGUCAGGGGCAACAACCUUCCGUCGCAUCGCCCCCAAAGCACAACCUGGAUCAGAAGCCGGCACAGAGCCUCCUCUCGGCUCAGGGGACGCAGCUGACCGGCCGCCUCUGACUAGAGCUUCAGAGGAUGUUCUGUCCAAGUGCAAGAAGGCAGCUGCUGAAGACCAUGUGCUGUUGGUGGAAGGGGAGAAGAAAUAUGCCUGCAAAAUCUGCUGUAAGACCUUCAUGAACUUGACCGACUGCAAGAAGCAUAUUCGUGUCCACACAGGAGAAAAGCCCUAUCCCUGUCCCAAGUGUGGCAAACGCUUCAGCCAGUCCUCCCACCUGUACAAGCACUCGAAGAACACCUGCCUAAACUGGAAAGAUGACCAGUCUUUUGCAGACACUUUGCUCUAAAGUACUGACAAAAGCCUUAAAAAGAUCACAAAAAAAAAAAGAAAGCAAUCUGAACUGCUGUUAUUUAUUUUUACUCUUCAAUUAAAUUAAACUCAUAAAAUGUUUCCAAACUGAAGCAAAUGCACUG
Messenger RNA from Archocentrus centrarchus (flier cichlid), 2545 nucleotides. Its product is annotated as zinc finger and BTB domain-containing protein 5-like. The record is from RefSeq and is a predicted model, not a curated record. Gene Ontology annotation, biological process: regulation of transcription by RNA polymerase II. The transcript has a single exon. Bases 424 to 2418 code for a protein of 664 amino acids. NCBI's taxonomy places the organism in Eukaryota, Metazoa, Chordata, Actinopteri, Cichliformes, Cichlidae. Gene Ontology annotation, molecular function: RNA polymerase II cis-regulatory region sequence-specific DNA binding; protein binding; DNA-binding transcription factor activity, RNA polymerase II-specific.